Molecule: messenger RNA, 936 nt
Organism: Parnassius mnemosyne (clouded apollo)
Lineage: Eukaryota; Metazoa; Arthropoda; Insecta; Lepidoptera; Papilionidae
Source: the annotation of a GenBank genome assembly
AUGCUCAAUGUAAACAAUGACGUGAUGUUAACAAUCCGUUGCUUAUUGCCCUAUUGUUUGUUCAAUUGCAGUCACGGCGAUCUAUCCAAUCCCCGAUGUGGGCCUCAAGGGCGCUUGAAAUCCGAGCGGCUGUGGUGUGAUUUGGCAGUAAUAUUAAACUCCAUCGGUGGUGGAGUAAAUAAAUCGGCAGACAAAUGGAAAAAGGUAUGGGCCGACUGGAAGUCGAAAACAAAAAAAAAAGCAUCGCUAAUAAGGCGUCAUGCAAGUGGUACUGGUGGUGGGCCGAGUAUUCGCCAAACCCUCACAGCUUUUGAGGAGAGGGUGUUGGCCAUCAUGGGGAAUUUGACUGUGGAUGGUCUGCCAAGCAUUCAGGAACAAGGCUUUGGACUAUCACAAGUCAUCUCCUCGCCAACUCUGGCCUUGAGUCCACCACCAGCCACGCACCAACAAGACACAAUUGAUUUUGAAAUCAUAACAGCCAAUCAGUCUGUGGCAAUAUCACCACCUGCGCCCACUACUCCUACACCAUCUUGCAGCUGGCAGCCACCGCACACCCUCACACAGGAGACCUCAACAUCGCAAGACCAAUCCAUGAGGAGUUCAAGAGUGCAACCUGCACCUUCUACCCCUCCGCCGACCUGCAGGCGACGAUUCCCACCAACCCCGAGGUCUGGGAUAACUGUUUCCCCCACACAAACGUCUCUAAGGGCUCGCCGGAGGCGUACACUCACACCAUUCGACAGAGUGACGAGUGAGUUCGUUGCCAUCGAACAGUUACGUCUUCGGCAGGAGGAGAGAAGAGACAGGCAGCUGUAUGAGCUGGAAACCCGAAGGAUAGAGGUUGACCACCAGCGUAAUCAAGUGUUACGCAUGUUUGCAGGCAUUGCGCAAGCGUGGUUUGACCACUAUCGGAGUAGGGACAAUACAGAGCAAUAA